AUGGCGAGAGCCCGCUCCCCUCACGGCCCGGCCCUGACGGGGCGGGGCGAGGCGGGGCAGCGCGGCCACGAUUGGCUGGCUGGAAGAGGCGUUGACAUGGCGGGAAGAGCAGCGAGCCGCGCGAUUGGCGGAGCGGCCGCGGGGAGGGGCGGGGCUUGGCUCUUGGGGCGGACGGCGGGACGGCGGCGCGGGCAGAGCUCCGGGAGGAUGCCCAAAGGCAAGGAUUUGGUGGGGAUGAACAGCGUGGAGAUUGACCGGAAGGGAAAGGAUGGGAAGGAAAAGAAAAGAAAGAAAGAAGCGGCUUUGAAGGCAGAGAAAAAGCUGAAAACAGAGGCCAAGUCUUCAAAGGCGAUAGAAACCCCAAUGGGACAAGGUGGUGAGGAGGGGGCCAUGUUCCAGAUUGGGUACAUGCGCUAUGUGCGAGUGUCCUGCUUCAAGGGGAAGGGCCUGGUGGACAUCAGGGAGUUCUACGCUGGCAAGGAUGGUGACGUGAAGCCAGGGAGGAAAGGGAUUGCCCUGUCUGCAGAGCAGUGGAACCAGCUGAAGGAGAUCAUUCCUGAGGUCGAUGCUGCAGUAAAGAAGUUCUAACACGAAGAAUCUUGGACACCUUCAAUCUCUUUCCUUUCCCUUAAGUGCACUGAUGAGUAUAAAGGCAAAGAUUCCCACCUGAAGCCUUCCCCUCACCUCGCUGGGGUUUCCUCCCUGAGGUGGUCAUGCUGAAAAGACUCUUCUGUUUCCAAGGAGUAGCUUGUAAUGAGCACUGGGAACCAGCACCAGUGCUUGAAGUGGGACUUGGGCACAUCUGGUCCCAAGCAGACCUGAGAUCUGUGCUGGUGAGGGACAAGAGGCGUGGAUGGCUUCAGCCUUGUGGGAUGCUUUACCUGGUGCUGUCUUCCACUGGGUUCAGUGUUGAGAAAGAUGGGUUGUACACCUC
This is a messenger RNA of Pezoporus flaviventris, 934 nucleotides long. Its product is annotated as activated RNA polymerase II transcriptional coactivator p15-like. Gene Ontology annotation, biological process: positive regulation of transcription initiation by RNA polymerase II. The record is from RefSeq and is a predicted model, not a curated record. The coding region runs from base 1 to 588 and encodes 195 amino acids. Gene Ontology annotation, cellular component: transcription regulator complex; nucleus. NCBI's taxonomy places the organism in Eukaryota, Metazoa, Chordata, Aves, Psittaciformes, Psittacidae. Gene Ontology annotation, molecular function: transcription coactivator activity; DNA binding. The transcript is spliced from 5 exons.